Molecule: messenger RNA, 1970 nt
Organism: Glossina fuscipes
Lineage: Eukaryota; Metazoa; Arthropoda; Insecta; Diptera; Glossinidae
Product: mitochondrial glutamate carrier 1-like
Exons: 5
Coding region: 132-1076 (314 amino acids)
Biological process (GO): malate-aspartate shuttle; L-glutamate transmembrane transport; aspartate transmembrane transport
Molecular function (GO): L-aspartate transmembrane transporter activity; L-glutamate transmembrane transporter activity
Source: RefSeq, a predicted model, not a curated record
AAUUAAAAAUAAUCUUUCGGAAAGUUUAAUCACUAAAAUCUUCAAAAUUCUAAAAAGCAACGAGUUUCAAUUUUAACGACAUUAAUUAACCAAAUUACCAAAAAAAAAUAAAUAAAUCAAAUUAUAUCAAGAUGACGGCCCAGUUACCCAAACGAGAAUUUUCCUUAGUUCCAAAAAUAGUCAAUGGCGGUAUUGCUGGUAUUAUCGGUGUAUCAUGUGUCUUUCCUUUGGAUUUGGUGAAAACUCGUUUACAAAAUCAACAAAUAGGACCAAAUGGCGAGAAAAUGUAUAAAAACAUGUUUGAUUGCUUCCGAAAGACAUAUCGAGCUGAAGGUUAUUUUGGCAUGUAUCGCGGUUCGGCUGUAAAUAUUUUAUUAAUUACACCCGAGAAAGCGAUUAAAUUAACCGCUAACGAUUACUUCCGGCAUAAGUUUACGACUUCAGAUGGCAAACUUCCAAUCAGUAGUCAAAUGCUUGCUGGCGGUUUAGCUGGUGCUUUUCAAAUUAUUGUUACCACUCCUAUGGAGUUAUUAAAAAUUCAAAUGCAAGACGCUGGACGUGUUGCGGCCCAAGCUAAACUAGCUGGUAAAGUUGUCGAAAAGGCCUCAGCUACAAAAAUAGCCCAACAAUUGCUUAGGGAGAAGGGUAUUAUUGGUUUAUACAAGGGUAUCGGAGCAACUGGUUUGCGAGAUGUUACAUUUUCGAUUGUCUACUUUCCCAUGUUUGCCAUGUGUAACGAAUUGGGACCACGGCGUAAAGAUAGUUCUGGCGAAGCAGUAUUUUGGUGGUCAUUUUUAUCAGGCUUAGCGUCCGGUUCAUUUGCAGCGCUAUUUGUCAAUCCUUUGGAUGUGAUAAAAACACGCUUGCAAGCUCUUAAAAAAGCGGAUGGUGAAAAGGAGUUCAAGGGCAUCACUGAUUGUAUAACAAAAACUAUGAAAUACGAAGGUCCCACCGCUUUCUUUAAAGGAGGUUUGUGUCGUAUGAUAGUUAUUGCUCCAUUAUUUGGCAUAGCACAGAUGGUUUACUUUUUGGGAGUGGCUGAAACGUUAAUGGGCAUCAAGACAAACCAGUACUAAAGCAAGUGAUAAAAGAUUUCCAGCAUUUUCUAUCUACUCUUUCAAAAGAUUCUUUCCUUCUUCUUCUUCGUAAAGUGAAGUGUGUACGUAAUUGUAGAAACUCUUGCCUAAGAUAAUUAUUGAUAAAUUCAAAUUAGUUUAAGUUCUAUAGUUGCUAUCAAGAGACAAACUUUGCAAAUUUUUUAGUGAUAUUAUAAUAAAAUAGUUUUCCGAGCCAUAGCGCGCAACUUUUGCCAUAAUAUCUAAAGGAGUAUUUAAAGUUUCCAAAAUAGUCUUUCUUUUUUUUUUUUGCCUCUUCCAAUUUAAACUAAACUCUGUAUGUAUGUAUUUUUAAAUAAUUUAAACAAAAGAAAAAAAAAAAACAAAACCGAAGGAAAUGCCUAAAAUAAUAAGUUGAAAAAGUCACAAAUUUUAUAAACCCAAAAUUGUUAAUCUUCUCCCUCAGUUUACAAAUAAUGCUACACACUAGUAAAUGAAAGUUAUUCUAAAAAUUUCUGCAAGUGCGUAGACGGAAGUGACAUUUGAACAAGGCGGAGCAUUUUUUAUUCAAUUCUUCAAGUGAACCUUAUCGAUGCCUUCGAUUAAGACACCGAAUCCAACGGUAAUAGUCUAGUAAUAAUGACUAAAAGCUUCGGAUAAGAUUCGAAUAAAGAUUGAAUUGAACCAAAAUGUAUCUUCCAGUUCGUAUAUUUUUGAGAAAUUACAAAAACAUCAAAUAUUUUAUAUGUAUAUGUAAUGUUUUUGUGAGAACCACUUAAGUUCAUAUUUCAUUUAACUAAUCAUUUUUAUAUUUGUAAACAUGUAUCGAAGCAUUGCUGCCAAAAAUUAUGGCCAUUUUUCUUCUUUUUUUUUUUUUUCAAUGAUUUACGAAACAAUUAAUGAUAAACAAAAAAA